AUGGCCGACGUCGAGGAGUUGGAGAAACUCCGUGCGGAGAAUGCCAAACUCAAGAAGGAGAUUCGAGAGCAAGAGGAUUCGCUAACAUCCUUGCGAAGCCAGCUGCGGGCAAGGAUGACCGGUGGCGACAGGGGCGCCGUCCUCCAGUCCGUGACGGGCAUUGCGGCCCGUGCCGCGCAGAGGAGCUCGUCCACUCGAUUGGCCGAGUUCGUUCUGAGGGGCCUCCGAGAGGAGGUCUCGGCCGCGUACGCCAAGUUGUGCUAUGGCGCCUGGGUGCGGCAGGCACUUCUGGCACGGGCAACACGGCCACCUCCGCCGGCAGCAGCCGCGCCGGUAGCGGAGCAGCCCGCCGAACCCAAAGCUGAAGGUUCAGCAGCCCCGGCCGGCGCGGAAAUUGCAAUGCUGCAAGCAGAAGCAGCAUUUGAGCGCAGCCGCGGCCUCGCGGCAUGGACUGCGCGGGCCGUCCAGCAUUCCCUCAUGCAGCGAAGUUUCCUGUUCUGGCGGCAACUGCGACCUGCAUUGGCGCAAAGGCGUCUGGCAGAGUGGUCUGCACGACACCUCCAUGCCCUUGCUGAGCACGGUCUUCUCGCAUUCUGCUUUUUCAGCUUCCGCCGCUUCGUCAAAGGCUCACGCCGCCCCGGCACCACGAUGCGAGACGAGGAGGGCGACGACGCCUCUCCUCCGCUGCAGGAACUCUCGCUUCUCACGCCGGCGGCGUUGUGCAAUGCCGUUUUCAGCCAACAAGCGAGCCGGCGACUACGCCUGGCCACUGUUUGGUCGGCCUGGUGGUCUGCCGCCAAAGAGCUGAGGCAGGAUCGAGUGGCUGUGGGGCUUCACAACCGCUUCGAGGAGGAGCACGAUCUCAUGGACCAACGCAUCAUCUACUGUCGAGAUGCCGUGGUCAAGGAGAAGCUUCGCCGUGAGAGGCUCGUGCUCAUGCGAUGGAUGUUCGACGUCCUCCACCGCUGGGCAUCCCUUGGGCGAUUCCGAGCCCGAAGCCAGCGGCGAGAGGAGGAGUUGGAAGCCUUGGUCAGCGAAGCGAAAAGGGCAAUGGACGCGACCUCCGAGCGUGCAGUUGCCAUCAUCGGCCGCCUGCGCCACGAUCCAAAGCCGUGGUCAUUGAGACUGAUCUUCCACUUCUGGGUCACGCUUCGGCUACUCUCCAAAGAAGAGAUGGGCACAGAGGCCGCACAGAGAAGGUUGGAAGAAGAGCAGGCGGAGGUAUCGAUUCUUCGCCGCUACGUUGCCGCUGCAACUUCCGAGGAUCAGGAGGCUGGCAACCGAAGUGCUUUAGAGGACUUCGAAGCUGCCGGCCGUGCGGCAUUAGGCUAUGCUGAGUCAUGGCCACCGAAGGCGGAGAGCGGACUGGGAGCCUCCUCGUCGUCUGCUGCCUUCGUCGGUUACAGUGACGGGGAGCCCCGGCGCCCUCGAGUGCCUGCCGGUCGUGACUUUGCAAGCACCAUGGCCUACUUGCGGCAGACGCGCGAUGCCCCCGCAGCCGCAGGCUCGCCGGUGAAAGCUGCUUCCGGACCGCCGCCAAGCAUCGUGUCGCAGGACUUUCAGACGGCCCAGUCCAUCGGCACCAAUUCCGCGCUCUGGGCGAAGCUCGACGAGACACGGCGAGACGAGAAAAAGUACGUGUUGGCAGAGCCGUGGAGCCCUGCUGUCGCCAUGGGCACUUUCAGCAUCGCGCCUCUUAGCUCACGGCCGAACUCACGGCCGCAAAGCGCCCGCUCCGUGUCAGCCCGCGGGUCGAGGCCUCAAUCCGCUCGACCACAAAGUGCGCAGAGCCGGCGCAGCGAGUUCGAUGGCAUCGCCGCACGAGAGGGAGACGGAACCAACAUCAUCAGCUACAAGGGCAUCAUGUCCCGGCAGCAGUUUCAAAACAGGCCCACCACGGCUGGGCGCCGGAUCUUGCCCGCCGAGCUGGGCCUGGCGGGUCGACGGGUGCUGACGCUUCCCUCGCAUGUGGACAAUUGUGACCAGGGAGAGGCCUGCUGCUGGCGUUGGCUGGCACACGCCGUCUUGAAAGAAGCCGCGUGGCUGAAGGAAGACUUGGACUCCCUCCGAAAGGAGCAUGCAGAGCGCCUAGCGCAGAUCUCCAAGGUGGAGAACUCGACAGAAGACCUGGCAGAAUUACGUGGCGCGCACCGGGCAGUGCAGGAAGAGCUCAAGGCCACCAAGGCGCAAUGCGACGAGCUGAGGUACGAGAUGCUCACCAUCAAGACUUCUGGCGCCCAGAGGGCCACAAAGGUGGAGGACCUUCAAAAGGAUGUCCAGAGGCUGGAGGACGAGAAAGCACAGGCACUCACCAAGUUGGAGGAGGCGCAGAAAGAGCUCCUGGAACGUGAGCGAAGUGAGUACCGCAUGCAGAGCGAGAUGCAGGACCUGAAGCGUCAGAUCCUGCUGUUCGAGGACGACAAAGUCCGCAAUGAAGGUCUGCUGAAAGCCAUCCGCCAGGAGCGAGACUCUCUCCGGCAGGCUGCCGACGAUGCCGCAAGGCGGCGAAAGGCAAAGGCAAAGACGAAAGCCAGGAGUGCGUCGGCGAAAAAGUAG
Symbiodinium sp. CCMP2592 is the source of this 2556-nucleotide messenger RNA. The record is from the annotation of a GenBank genome assembly. Lineage: Eukaryota; Dinophyceae; Suessiales; Symbiodiniaceae.